This is a messenger RNA of Pimephales promelas (fathead minnow), 6487 nucleotides long. The record is from RefSeq and is a predicted model, not a curated record. Lineage: Eukaryota; Metazoa; Chordata; Actinopteri; Cypriniformes; Leuciscidae.
AUGACUUCGAGCGAGAGAAAAGCAACAGUUUGGGAAAUCAAGAAAAGACUGCAUCAACUCACCCAUGAUGAACUGAUCAGCCUGAUGGAUUGUCUGGAGCCAACUGCAGCACCAGGAAAGCACAGGUUGGAUAUAACUGAUGAGGAGUGUUGCUUUGAGUAUAUUGUUGAGUACAUGAUCAGUGAUAGUCUGCUGGAAUUAGAAGAUGGAGGGUUGUCUCAAUUGUUACUGUUAAAAGACAAUGUUGAUGUGAUAAUCCAGAAACAGAAUGUAAAAACGGUUGUGCAUGACACUGUCCCACUUACACCACCACAACAACUUACACCCACCACUGACACGCAGGCACAGCCGAUAGAGUAUAACCGAUUGGUAGACUGUUAUGAAGAGCUAGGGCGAAAAUUAGCACAGUACAAGGUCGAGGCUAAUCCAAGUAAACCAGAAUCUCCCAAAAGUAGCGGCAGCUUACCUGUGAAUGUAGCUGGUGAGCCCACCAGUGGAAAAAGGGAAAGUAUGAUCUCCCUCCGUGACCUUCAGCUACUGCCAUUUCAGCACAGAGAGUUCAAAGUUCAAGGGGGGCAGAUUGGUGACAGUACUUCUGAUAUAAGCUACACAAGUGUAACCAAGCAAAUAGAUGAGGGACUUGCAGCUAACCACAGUGAAAAUGACAUCAUCAGAGGGGUCUUGAGAGUCAUUAAGCCAGGAAACUUUAAGGACAUGUUAGUAAACAAGGAGGGACUAACAAUCCUAGAGUUAAAGAGUUUCCUUCAGUCGCAUCUGAACGAGAGAAGUAGCUCUGAACUCUUCCAGGAGUUAAUGUGUGGUAAACAGAAUGACAAUGAAACUCCUCAACAAUUCCUGUAUAGACUGAUUGGACUGAAACAGAAACUAAUUUUCCUGUCCAAACAAGCUGUCACAGACCUGGAGUAUGAUGAACAAACAAUACAAAAUGUGUUUCUGAGGACGAUUUAUCAGGGCAUGGGUGCAAAGUACAAUCAAUUACGCACUGAAUUGAAACCUCUGCUUACGAAUCGUCUGGUGACAGAUGAGGCACUCCUGCGCCAAGUAACCCAGAUAGCAAGUGAUGAAAGUGAAAGACAACGUCGGUUGGGACAAGCUACACGGCAGAAAGUGUCGAAUGCCCUCAGCGCCCAGUGGGAGUCCAGCCGAGGUAAAGACGCUGAUUGUAGUAGACAAAACGACCAAACUGAGACGAUUCGCCGGUUAAGUGCACAAAUUGAAGCCCUUACCAAGACUGUUGAAUCACUUACAAAGGCAAGAACGACAGAAGGUCCGUGCAAAGUCUUUGAUUCCCAGCUGCAACGAAGAAGGACAUCGUGCGGUGGGCUGUCUAAGAAGGGAAAAGGGGUCGGGAAACGACCAGCGGCCACUGAUGAGGGGCGAACAGUGACCGAGCGACCACAGCCCCAGCCUAAGGAAAAAGAAGCUUGGAAGGGUAGGACACCUGAUUCACCAAAUCAAAGACAAAGUUCCUGUGACCGAGUAGCCCAGCUCAUUGGAAAGAAAGCCACCCUUAAGUGCCACAUUCAUGGGUUUGCAGUAACUGCUCUACUGGACACAGGAGCGCAAGUUAGUAUAAUCGACUGCAACUGGAAGAGUAAAUACUUACCAGAUCAAGCUCUACGACCUCUGUCAGAAAUAGUCGAUGGGGGCGACUUCAGUGUCUCAGCUGUUAAUGGAGAACCAUUGCCAUUCGAGGGAUGGGUAGAAUUGACAGUGAACCUGCCCGGGAAUGAUGAUCCAAGUUUGGCUAUUCAAGUGCCUUUCCUCGUGGGGAAGAUGCCAUUAGAACGGCCAUUGUUGGGUUUUAAUGUGGUCGAGGAGAUAAUAAGAGGAAAAAAGAACACAGAGCAGGGUCUAUGUGCUUUUGCAGAACUCCUAAAGAUGGCCCUGGACAUCAAAGGUGAACAAGCCAACGCGAUAGUGAGCUUCAUACAGAAACAACCCAAUGUGAACCUCGGAGCUGUUGUCACAGUCGGCCCUAGAGAUGUGGUCGUACCACCCGGUCAGGUGACCCAUAUUAAGUGUGAAGUUUCAGUUAGCUUGGAAUGCUCUGAGCCAGUAGUACUGUUCGAGUCCAGUGAGGAGAGUACAUUGUUAACCGAACUAGACGUUGGAGAAGGUCUGAUGGAAUUAGAGGGGACAGACCGGCGGCCCUAUGUUAGGAUUCCCCUGGGAAACCCUACUGCUUGUGAAGUCACUAUCAGACGGCGUACACCCCUAGGAAGUAUUCAGCCAAUAUCAAGCAUUAUUGAAACGAAGCAGCAAGACUUGGUCAACGGAAGUGACUUACCAGUGAGCCGUGGAGAAGAAACAGGUCCCCCAGAGCACGAGGACGUCCACAGGACAGGCAGCUUGUGGCAUCCACCGGUCGAUGUAAGCCAUCUCGAAGAAGAACAGCAGAAAUUAGUCAAAGAAAUGCUUUACCAAGAAUCCAACGUGUUUGCUCGCGGAGAUGAUGAUAUUGGGUGCAUCCCAAGCUUACAGAUGACGAUUAACCUGAAGGACGAUAUCCCUGUUCAGCGAGCUUAUGCCUCCAUCCCUAAGCCCCUAUACAAGGAGGUGAAGGAAUACGUUCAGGACUUACUAGCUCGUGGUUGGGUGGUCAAGUCAAAGUCUCCAUAUGCAGCCCCGGUGGUGUGCGUUCGGAAGAAAGAUGGCACGCUGAGACUGUGCAUAGACUACAGAUUGCUAAACCAGAAGACAGUCCCAGACCGUCACCCACUUCCUCGGAUUCAGGACCUCAUUGACACCCUGGGGGGCUACCGAUGGUUUUCAAUUCUGGAUCAGGGGAAGGCCUACCAUCAGGGAUUCAUGGCGGAGGGAUAUCAGCACCUUACGGCAUUCACAACGCCUUGGGGGCUAUAUGAGUGGGUGCGCAUACCCUUCGGAUUGGCUAAUGCACCAGCGGCAUUCCAGAGGAGUAUGGAGGGCAUGCUGGACUCGCUGAGAGACGAAUUAUGUAUCCCGUAUCUCGACGACAUCCUUUGCUAUGGUAAAACGUUCAGUGAUCAUGUUGAGGGGCUAAGGAGAGUUCUCAGAGUACUGCGGCAUCAUGGAGUAAAGUUGAGGCCGGCAAAAUGCGAGCUCUUCAAGAGAGAAGUCAGGUAUGUGGGGAGACUAGUUUCGGAGGAUGGUGUCCGCAUCGACCCAAAAGAUCUAGAGGCUGUCCUCUCCCUGAAAGACCAGAAGCCCACUACUGUCGGGGAGUUACGCCGAUUGUUGGGGUUCCUCAGUUACUACCGCACCUUCAUCCAGGACUUUUCACGAAUCGCCAAGCCACUGUACGAACUCCUCCAGUCUCGGGGAUCAGUAGUAUCUGGGGGGCAGGAUAAGUCUGGUAAAACCGAGAAAAGAGGGAACCAGUUACCUUCCCGUGCGAAAGUAGAGUGGUUGAGUGUGCACCAAGGUGUGUUGGAGAGACUCAUUGGGGCUCUGACAACCCCCCCUGUACUUGCUUACCCGAACUUUGAACUUCCGUUUGUGCUCCAUACAGACGCGUCCGAACAGGGGCUCGGAGCUGUGCUGUACCAGCAGCAAGAGGGCAGACUCAGAGUUAUUGGCUAUGGCUCCAGAACUUUGACGCCUGCAGAGAGAGGUUACAGACUCCACUCGGGAAAGCUUGAGUUCCUGGCACUCAAAUGGGCAAUUUGUGAGAAGUUCCGCGAUUAUUUGUUCUAUGCACCACACUUUACGGUCUUCACAGACAACAACCCGUUGACGUAUGUCCUCAGAACGGCCAAGCUCAACGCUGUUGGACAUAGGUGGGUGGGAGAAUUGGCGGACUUCAGAUUUGACAUUCGCUACAGACCAGGCAAAAUGAAUGCGGACGCAGACAUGCUCUCUCGUUGUCCCCUCGAUAUCAAUGAGUUUAUGACCACCUGUACCGAAGUUCUCGCAGAGGAGGUGGUCCGGGCUACAUGGGAAGGAAGUCGGGCGGACCAAGAGAAUGAAGUUGCCUGGGUUGCGGCCCUCAAUGCACGUCAAGAGGAUGCAGAGUGUAAGUUUGGAGAGAAUCUCACUACACUUGACCGUUCCAAGUUGAAAGCUGCUCAGAGGGAAGAUCCUGUCGUUGGUAAGGUGAUAGAGUUAAAGGAGAGUAGUGGAGAACUGACAUCUGAAAUGACGAAAACUGCUAAAGGAAGCCUGAAGAGACUGUUGUAUGAGUGGAGAAAACUUGAUCUUGAAGAGGACCUGCUCUAUCGUAAGACCAAUCACAGAUCUCAACUUGUUCUUCCUGCUAAGUUUAAGCAGUUGGCCCUGAACCAGUUGCACAACGAGAUGGGUCAUGUAGGGACAGAACGAGUUCUAGACUUGGCAAGGAGUAGAUUCUACUGGCCUUUUAUGAAAAAGGAGAUUGAGCACUAUGUCACCCAGCAGUGCCGAUGUGUGAAGCAGAAGAAACCCGUGGUGAAGAUCAGAGCUCCCAUGGGAAGUCUUACCUCGAGUUGUCCACUGGAUUUGGUGUCCAUCGAUUAUCUGCACCUGGAGCGGAGUCGGGGCGGAUAUGAAUAUAUUCUGGUGGUGGUGGACCAUUUCACCAGAUUUGCCCAGGCGUAUCCGACAAGAGACAAGUCUGGAAGGACGGCAGCUGAGAGGAUAUUUAAUGACUAUAUCCCAAGAUUUGGCUAUCCUUGUCGGCUCCAUCACGACCAAGGCCGUGAAUUCGAGAACCAUCUCUUUGCGACUUUGCAACGGUUAACGGGUGUCAGUAACUCCAGAACGACACCUUAUCACCCCCAAGCAAACCCAGCGGAACGGUUCAAUCGCACUUUGUUACAAAUGUUGAGGACGCUGGAAGAGAAAGAAAAGGAUAGAUGGAAAGACCACCUCCCGAAGGUAGUGCACGCCUAUAAUUGUACUAAGCAUGAAGCGACGGGGUUCUCUCCAUUCUUUCUUCUGUAUGGACGUCACCCUCGCUUGCCCGUUGACUUGUUGUUUGGUCUAAGAUCGGAGGAUGACCAAUACUCGCCUCGAGAUUAUGCAGAGAAGUGGGCACAACGGAUGGCUGAUGCAUAUAAAGUAGCCUCAGACAACAGCAAACAAGCGAGCGCACGGAACAAGAAAUACUAUGAUCAGCACCUGCGGGGUGUUGUGCUGCAACCAGGAGAUCGAGUUCUGGUUCGUAACCUAAGUGAACGGGGCGGGCCUGGAAAGUUAAGAUCCUACUGGGAGAAAACAGUGCACGUGGUCAAAGAAAGAAUAGGAGAAGGACCGGUCUAUCAAGUGUGCCCGGAGUCCAGUGAAGGCCAAAAUCCAGCCAUGAUACGUACCUUGCAUCGGAACCUGCUUCACCUGGUAAAUGACCUACCAGUAGACCCACCACCUCCAGGAGCAGAUGAGUCAUGUAGACCUAAGGGAAGGAAACCAAGGUUGUCAAAAUCAGCAAGAGAGCCUGAAGAAGCAAAUUCGAGUGAUUCAUGUUCGGAUGACAGUGAUGCACCGAGAGCUUACUACUGGUUACGCUCCUCUGAACAGCAGAGAUCUAAGCAGGGGAGGACUGUCCCUGACACUCACGAAAGAAGAGUUUGGAGACGGAGAAAUAGUGAGGAUGGACCUGUGAGGCAUGGAGAGAUUACUCCAGGAGUAGAGGAAGAAUACUUACCUGAGACAGUGGAAACUCACUCAUUGACUGACUUACCUGCUGCAUCAGAAUUUGAGAGGAUGAAUCCUGAGCUGAGAGAGAUAGUACCUGUGGAGAAAGAGAGACAGAGGGUUAGUCCAAUGGGAAAAGUUGCAGGAGACGAAUAUGUGAGGAGAUCAAGCAGAGAGAGAAAACCCACACGGGUCUUUACUUACCCCUCAUUGGGUCAGCCCAAUUAUGAACUGCCUACGGAGAUAGGGGCUGCUCAGUUUAUGCAGACACAGCAGUUACCGUAUUACUCUGGGGUACAGGGGCCAGUAUGUGCGACUUGUGCUCAUGUCCCACCUACAUUUCCUUAUCAGAUAGGGUCCUAUCCUACCUUAUUACCCUAUGCUGCCUUUUAGUGGAUACUAGAGAAUUAGUGCCUACAAGAAAACAGGGUUAAGAUCCCCACACUGAACACAUAUAUUACACAAUCUUGAAAUUGGUUACAAUAUUGGAAGGUUUGUGUUAAUUAGUUAACUGUUUAUAAGAGUUAGAGGGUCAGUGUUGUUUGGAGCCAUUUCUUUUGUCGGGGAGAGUGUGACACCCUGUAUUGUCACAGGAAUAAUUACAUUUUUCUGUAUGUAUUUUAUUUUAUUUUAUUGUGUUUAUGGUAUUGUUUCAAUUACUGUUAGUAUGUUGAAUUGGUGAGGAGUGAUACUCACGGUGGACAGUAGGUGGAGACAGUGUGCUGAUCGGGGACUAUGUGAGUAACUGAGUCGCGGAGAAGAAGCCGCCAUUACAGAGCGACUCAGACUGCAUUCAACAGCACAUCUUUGUCUGUCUCCUUGUUUUAUUAAACAGCAAUAAUUAACUGCAGCAACGCCAGUCGGACGGCGGGCG